Molecule: messenger RNA, 1403 nt
Organism: Darwinula stevensoni
Lineage: Eukaryota; Metazoa; Arthropoda; Ostracoda; Podocopida; Darwinulidae
Source: the annotation of a GenBank genome assembly
AUUUCUCAUGAGAAAGCUUUAAACAAAACUUUAAUAGCUUUAUACCUAUGUCACAGGCAGAACACAAGACAUUAUUAUAAGAGCUACAAUAGGGUGUAGCCACUUGCUGUUUAAAAGUGAUGAGCCAUGAAGGUGAACAGGGUCCAUGUGAUGCUAGCAGCACUAGCAACUCAGACACAACUCUGGCAGCUGUUGAGAGUGACAAGCCUCGAGUCUGGCAACCAUGGAAUUUUCAAGAAAAGAAAGAGGGUCAGACUGAAGAGAGGAAGGAUUUACCUAGCAGAAUCUGGAAAGUAAGAAGAAUGCAGGAGCGACAGUUGGAGCCACUUGGUCCUGGGAGAAGUGGAGUUCAUCAUCAUAUCCCACCUGCUUCCAGGGAAAGGGGCUUCCGUCACUCACAUGGGAGUUAUUCAAGCAUUCCAUCUGUGAGUGAAGAUGGACCAUUGGACAUGAGAGUAAAGCAGCGAGUGAGUGAGGAUGAGGAUGUCAGUACAAGUAACCGGAACAGCAGUGACGAGUGUGUGGAAACGAGUGCAGUGGACCGUCCAUCGGUGAUCAUGACUUGUGCAUCCUCUCGGAAGAGCAUGAGCCCUCCUCAGUAUCAUGACCACCACCACCACCUAUCCUCGUGUUCUUCCUCCGAGGAAGAUGCCAGUGAAUCUGUCGGAGGAAUGCGAAUCUCAUCCUCCGACACAAUGACACCUCCUCCUCCCCCUCCUCCUCCCAAACGCGAGGUCUUCACUUCCAUUGAAGGAGGGAGUGAGUGCUGUGAUCCAGUGAUAGAUGAGCAUUUCCGUCGCUCCUUGGGUUCUAAAUACCAACAUGUAUUCUCUUCCCACAAAAAGGGAAAUUCAUCAUCCUCCUCCUCCUCUCCAGUGGUUUCUUCCACAUCGGGGGACUUUGUUGAUGAUCACUUCGCAAAGGCACUUGGGGAGACAUGGUUACGUCUACAGGAGCAAGGGAAGGAGCAACCAACAACGACUACAAGAACCUCUCCUGAACUCCUUAUUACUUGAUUGAGAUUCCGUCCGUUUCCCUCUCCCUUCGUAUCUGUUCUGGAGAAGGGCAUACUGAUUCCGAUCAUGGCAGUGAUGACAGUUGUCUUGGCAAUGUCAUUUUUGUCUGCAACCAAAGAGAUUAUCCCUUUAAUUAUGGUGGUCAUUUAUAUUGGCAUAUUGUUGGUUUUUAUUUUUGCUCCUUGUCACAUUUUUAAUGAUCCUUUGCUUGUUACAUGCUGUUUGGAGAAUUGCGCAAUCUCACACUACACAUAUGGUGACUUUGUACAAAUUUAUACGUUUUAUUUUGUUCUCAUCAACGAUUGUAAUUAUUUUCCCCCCUUCUGUGAGGCUUUCUUUCCAUGAUUGAAAUUAAAGUGUUGUUUUUUGAUAUGAAUGAUACAAGAA